AUGGCUAAUCAGUUUAUUGAAUAUACAUCUUAAGAAUUUUUGCAAUUGCAUUCUUACCUUUUAAACACAAAUAACAAUACUCUUGAGCUAGAGAAAACAUUCAAGGAAAUAGAAAGAGCAUGCACUACUUUUUCAACAUCUUUAAAAAAAAUUGCGGAACGGCUCCAUGAAUUUGUGAGUAAAGGCACAGGUGAUGAUGACAAUAUCGAAUGUGUUUACUAGUAUUUGAGCAACUUUUUGCUUUAAAAUUCAUAACAGUGGCAAUAAACAAGCGAAAAUCUUAGAAGUGAAGUUCUUGAACCAUAUCAAUUAAUCAUGAGCAAUUAUAGAAAUAUAAACUUAAAAUUGUCAUCUGAAAUGAAAGAAUAUAUUGGGAAUAUCUAAAUAUUGAAUAAGCAUAUAUCUGAUUAAUAAGAGGAGUAUAUAAGGCUAAUGUAAAAUGCUGAUAAGAGUUAAUUACUUAUGGAAAGAACAGUUGGAGAAAUUGCAAAGGGAAACAAAGGAAAAGAUGAGCUAGUCAGGGCUUCAGAAAGAUAAAUAAAAUUAAAAGAGAUUGCCAUCGAGGCACAGGAAGAUUAUAAAAAGAUUAUUGAAAAAGGAAAUAAAAAACUCUCUGAUUUUGAUUUGAAGAUUAAAGAUUGGUAUUAAUAAGUAUUUUUAAAUGAUGAAAACAGAAUCAAGUUUUCAAAAUAAAUAAUGCUUUCAUUAAUGAAAAAGUUAACUAAUGAUACUGUCUACUCUAUAUAUCAAGAUAAGCUAAAUUAAUUAGAGUUACGAGUGAUUCAAAAGCAACCACUGGAUCUUCAGCAUUAGAUCUAAAGAUUGUUAAAAAAAAGUGGAACUGAUAAUGUUUAAUUUUAAUUAUUUGAUUAAAUUAAUUAUGAUUAAUUAAAGAGGGGAGAUUAAAAAAAAAAUAUGCAAUAUGUUGGAAGCGAGUGGACUUUGAUAGGCGAAUAAAUAACCGAAGAACAAGCAACGAAAAUUUAACAAUUUAUUAAUGAACUUAUGGAAAAUUAAGAAACCUCAGAUGACAGUGCCAAUAAUUCAAGAAAUAGAUCAUAUUCUACAUCUUCAACAAAGUCAAAUUAAUUUUUGUCACAUGAGUAUUUAGGAGUUAAAUAAUUAAUGUCGAAAUAAUCAGCUAGAUAAUUCUUGAAUAAUUUAAUAUAAAAAGAGAUUGAAAAAAGAAAAGUUAAACAAUUAAAUUUGUCAGAAGAUUCAUUUAACGAAGUUAGCGCUAUUUUUAAACAUGUAUUUUUAAUUUUAGAUGCUGAAUUUGAUGUGGAAGAGUUCUAUAAUUUUUUAUAAUUAUCAUAUAGGAUUGUAAAAGGGGACAACUCUCAUCUGAUCUCAAGUUUUUCAAAAUUGGAUAUUUGGCAGAAUAAAUUGAAAUGGAAAUCAUUAUAUGAGCAUAUUAAAUCAACUAAGUUUUAAUAAAAACAAAUUCUGGAUCAAUAAUUCAACAUUGUAAAAAAAGGAUAUGGAUUGAUAAGCAAGGGAUUGAAAAAAAUUACUGGUGUUGUUUAAGGACAACAAUAUUCAGAAAAAGAAAAAUAUCAAUAACAAAAAUACAGUGUAUUACAUGAGAUUGCUACAUUCCUAAGUGAAUUGAAUGUCUCUCCUUAAUUAGGAACUGAUGUGAUAUUGGAACUUGCAUUUCAUUCUGAUAUCAAAUUAGAAAAGGUGCAACUAGAAAAACUAUUGUAAAUUUUAGAAGAAAAAAAUGCAAUUACAUUUAAUUAAAAGUAUUCUUCAGGUUUUUGUAUUAAAUAAAGAAAGGAAGAUAAAUAUAAAAGACAUGGAUUCAAUAACCCUUAACUAAAAUAGAUUUACUCAAUCAGAUUAUCAAUUAAAUAUUUAUCAUAUAAAGAUAGACCUUAUCAAUUAUUACUAGUAUCUAAAGUUUUUAAAUUUCACUUAAGAUUUGCUAUAGAAAAAUAUUAUAUUAUUCAUAAUAGUGUACCAUAUAUGGAGCAAAACCAAUAUUAUAGAGCAUAAAAUCUAAAGGUUUAUCUCAGAACUGAUCAAAAUCAUAUGGAUUAUGCUCUCAAAAAAUCUGAAGCAUAAUAGGAGAUAUAAUAAUACGAAGAAAUUAUUACUAUGGAUGUUUAAAGAUCUUUACAACUCCAUUUUGAUAGGGUUCCUUCAAGCAAAUUACAAUCAUUCCUCAGAACAUAUGCAUUUCAUAAUAAAGAAGUAGGAUAUUGUUAAGGAAUGAACUACAUCGUUGGAUAUUUGUAUUUAACAUUUGAAGAUGAGGAAGUAACAUAUAUAGUAUUUGAUUAUAUAAUGAGGAACUAUUUUUCUUAAUAUUUUGAAAAUGAAUUUGAAAUGCUGAAAAAAGUAUUCUACCAAUAUGAGAGGUUGUUAUUCUUAUUUUUACCAAAUUUAUAUCAUCACUUUAAAAAAUAAAAAGUUGAUGCAUCGUACUAUUUAACUGCUUGGUUUAUCACGUUUACCUUGCAAUCUGCAUUGCUAAAUAUUAUAUGGGAUAUUUUUAUCAUCUAAUAGUGGAAAGGUAAUAUAAUUAAAGAGUAAAUUUUAGGAUUUUACAAAUGUGUCUUAUUUUUAUUAUAUUUCUACUAAAAAGAAUUAUUGCUAUUAGAGUUUGAUUAGAUUCUUCAUUUUUUGAGUGAAAUUAUAAAAAAUGAAUUAUUUAGUCUAAAAACAGAAUAAUAAGUUUAAGAAUACAUUUGUACUAAGUUAAAAAUACCAUCUAAGGCCCUUAAAGGAAUUAUCACUAAUUAAUUCCAUGUUACGAAUAGUCUUUUGUAAUAAUUAGAAUAAGAGUUUAAUUGUUUUUCAACAAACUUCGAUUCAUAAUUAAAAUAGUUUAAAUACAAAUGA
This is a messenger RNA of Paramecium tetraurelia, 2847 nucleotides long. RefSeq lists its product as uncharacterized. NCBI's taxonomy places the organism in Eukaryota, Ciliophora, Oligohymenophorea, Peniculida, Parameciidae. The transcript is spliced from 8 exons. The record is from RefSeq and is a predicted model, not a curated record.